This is a messenger RNA of Syngnathus acus (greater pipefish), 1933 nucleotides long. RefSeq names its product mucin 15, cell surface associated (gene muc15). The transcript has 4 exons. NCBI's taxonomy places the organism in Eukaryota, Metazoa, Chordata, Actinopteri, Syngnathiformes, Syngnathidae. The record is from RefSeq and is a predicted model, not a curated record. The coding region runs from base 164 to 1258 and encodes 364 amino acids.
GUAGAAGCAGGUUUAGCAGGUUGUUCCUUGCGUGAGUGCUCCCUCCUCUCACAGGGUGACUGCUGAAUCAUUCGGGCUGAUCACUCAACGAAGAUAAUUGUUGCUGGAGCACCUGUUCUCCUAUGAGAGAGCCCAAGAAUAAGGGGCAUACCACAAGGAAGAAAUGGAAAGGCAUUUUAUCAUCACCAUACACCUGCUGCUAUUUGUUCAUACUUUUUAUUUCGUAUCGCUCAAAAAUACAACAGAUUCUCCAGUGCACACUUUUAAUAACGACUGGUUGCGUCAGCAAGAUCUUGUUGCUAACGAGGAAGGAGAAAAUGGGCAGGAAGGUGAUGUGUCUCAUAUGGGAAGAGGCAACAAUUCCAGCAGUGUAGUAUAUGAUGAAGAGAAUGACGUCGAGCAGAAUGAAAUUGAAGCAUCCGACGAUCUGAAUGUUGCCAUAACUACCGAGCCUCCCACAUCCCCAAAUGCCUCAACAGUGCAACCUGAACUGUCAGAUGAUAAAACCAACAUCACAAACACAGAAUCAAAACAAAGUAACGUCAGCAAAACCGAGGGGGGGUUUAUGAAUUCAACCACACCUGCUGCGAUCCCGGAUGUUGAUCUACUCAAUCAAAACGCAACCAUUUCUCCUGAUUUCUCCAAUCACACCGAUGCAAACAACACCACUACCUUGGCACCAGAGAUCCUGGAUUUCAAUGAAAACACAACAGCAAACACAACAACAAUUAAGACAACAACCAUAACAACAUCAGGGAAUGAAACGGUGUCAACCAACGUAACAGAAUCCAAUGAAACCAAUGUGACAACCACGGCAGCAACAGAGAUGAACACAACAUCUGCAACAUCUUCAUCACCAGACCCUUUUCCCCUGGAACCCACCACUGUGACAACCGUUGCUCCUGAAACACCUGAAGGCAACUUGACAGAUAAACAGGCAUCUUCGGGGAGCAGCUCAAACACAGGGUGGCCAUCCGAGACCAGCAGGAACAAACGAAAUGAAGCGUGGGGAGCUAUAUUAGGAACAGCAGUGGUUGUAUCCUUAGUGGGACUGGUGGCAUACAUCAUCCUGAAAAAAAGACACAUCAAAGGUUUCUCACACAGAAAACUGGUUGAGGAGUUCCCCUCUGAACCAGUUCUGAGAUUGGACAACGGUGAACCAUUGGAUCUGAAUUUUGGUGGCUCAGCUUAUUACAACCAGGGACUACAAGGAGACAACAUUCAAAUGGCCAACCUUCCUCGGCGUCAGAUAAAGUAGAAAGACACAUGGAUCUUUCGACAGGGAGUUUGUUGAAUGACAUUGCCAAAAUAAGAUUUCGGGUCAACUGCAUACUUGAUUUGAAGUCUCAAUGAUUUUAAAACUCAAUCAAUGCCAUCUAUUUUUAGACCCUCCUUUACCAUACCACGUGAAAAGGAUUUUAAAUACAUUUAAAUAAGUGCCACUGAUAGAAUUUCUGGAUGAAAAAAAUACCUUGUUUUUAAUUUAAUGCCUGCAACGCAUUCCAAAAUGUUGGGAGGACAUGUUUACCACUGUGUUACAUCUCCGUUCCAACAGCUUAAUAAGCCUUUGGGAACUGAGGACACUGAAGCUUUGUUGGUGGAUUUUUUUCCAUUCUUGCUUGUUGUGCAAUUUAAUCGUCCGGGGUUUUUAGUAUCAUAUUUUCUGUUUCACAAUUUGCCACACAGGACUGGACUGCUUUUCGGCCAGUCUCGCGCUUGCAAUAUCUGAAAAUAAUUUGCCUGGAUAUGUUGCUCCAAAACAUAUCUGUGUAUUCAUUUGGACGUUGAUUGAAAAGGAUUUGCAAAUAUUUGUAAUCUCUUUUUUUGACAUUUUAACAAAUGUUGGGACUUUAUUGAAAUUGGAGUUUAUAAUUGUGCCUGAACAACAUUAAUGUGUUUACAAAAUAAAAUGAGAAGCCAAUACAAACAAUUA